Molecule: messenger RNA, 996 nt
Organism: Trichoderma virens Gv29-8
Lineage: Eukaryota; Fungi; Ascomycota; Sordariomycetes; Hypocreales; Hypocreaceae
Exons: 1
Coding region: 1-996 (331 amino acids)
Biological process (GO): secondary metabolic process
Source: RefSeq, a predicted model, not a curated record
AUGGUUUCCUACAAAGAGAUACAAGCCUCCAACGCGCUCAUCAACGACGCAACGGCGCCCCGUGUCGCUGUUUUCGCCGGCGGCACCUCAGGCAUUGGAAAGUUCACCAUUAGAGCCCUCGUAUCCACGGGUGCCAGCGUGAGGAUCUACCUUGUUGGGCGCAAGAGCUCCGAAGAAUCCUCGCGUGCCUUCAUCCAAGAACUAAACGCCAUCAACCCCAAGGCGGACAUCGUUUGGACUGAGGGUGAGAUCUCACUGCUUGCCGAAGUCAAGAGAAUAUGCGAGCACAUUAAAAAGACUGAAUCACGCGUCGAUUUACUGUUCCUUACGGCGGGUUAUGCACCGUUCGGCACGCGGAAGGAGACUAGCGAGGGCGUGGAAAUCGCACAGAGCUUGGAAUACUAUUCGCGGAUGCUGUUCAUCCUACAUCUUCUCCCCGUCCUCAGUGCAUCCGAGGCUCCCAGGGUCAUCAGCGUCUUGGCGGGCGGGCUAGAGAAGGCAAACAUCAACGUGGAUGACUUGGACUUGAAAGACCCGGCAAAUUUCAGUGCUAUCAGGGCCCAGAUGCAAUACGGAACUAUGAACACGGCCUUUCUGGAGAAAUUGGCCAGCCAAAACCCCAACGUGACGUUUAUCCACUCCUGGCCCGGAUGGGUCAGCACAGGAAAUAUGCGGAGGGGCUGGGAUGAAAACUCAAUUGUAGCUCGGAUCUUUUGGUUUAUCCUCGAGCCAAUUGUUUAUCUCUUUGGGUACAGCGACGAGGAGUCUGGGCAGAGAUAUUUGUUUCAAGCUACUAGUGCUGCCUUUGGUGGUCGUGGCAUACCAUGGGGAGGAAAGCAGGGAGUGAACUCACUCGAAAAGCCGGAAGAGGGACUGUUUCUUAUCAACUACAGCUGCGACUGCACGCCGAAUGCAAAGGUCAUGCCUCUACUUCGAGAAAAGGCACAGGAAAAAGUUUGGGACCAUACGCAACAAAUUCUUCAACCAUAUUUGUAA